Molecule: messenger RNA, 1394 nt
Organism: Chroicocephalus ridibundus (black-headed gull)
Lineage: Eukaryota; Metazoa; Chordata; Aves; Charadriiformes; Laridae
Product: fibulin-7-like
Exons: 8
Coding region: 111-1394 (427 amino acids)
Molecular function (GO): calcium ion binding
Source: RefSeq, a predicted model, not a curated record
GUGGAUAAAUCCCGGCGAGCGCAGGAGAGCGGCUGCGAGGGAGCCGGGCAGAACCGUAGCGCCGGAGUCUCGUCCCUGCAGCCUGCGCGGCCGGAGCCAGUCCCGGCGCCAUGCUCCUCAUCCCGCUGCCAGCCUGGCUGGCCCUGGGCAUCCUGCAGCUGCCCCUCGGCAGCGCCCAGGAGUGCCUGAGCCCGCAGCAGGCGCUUGGGGCGGUGCGGCAGAUGCAGAAGCUGCUGGCAGCGCAGGAGGCUGCCCAGCUGCGGGGCACGCGUGGGCUCCGGCAGCAGCUCUCCCUCCUCCAGAGCCGCCUCCAGAGACAGGCCACCAAAGGCAACGAGACCUGUCCGCAGCCAGCGGUGCCCCUGAACGGACGGAUGCUGGGCCGGAGCGUGCGGGUGGGCCACGACGUUCACUUUGUCUGCGACGUCGGCUUUAGGCUGGUGGGCUCGGAGACGCGCACCUGUCGGCAGGACCGCACGUGGAGCGGCACCCAGCCCUUCUGCAGAAGUAUCGAUGACUGCUCCAGCAACCCAUGUGCCAACGGUGGGACCUGUGUGGAUGGCAACCAGAGCUACACGUGCCUCUGCCACCGGGGCUGGUCAGGCCCCAGCUGCAAGAGCCCCAUCUAUGCCUACUGGGUGACGCUAAGCAACACCUCCUUCAGCCGCCAGCCCCGCUGUGCCGAGAGCCGCCCGGGCGCCCGGCGCUGCAGCUGCGAUGCCGGCUUCCAGAUGCGGGCCGGCGGCGUGUGCCACGAUGUGGAUGAGUGCCAGCUCUUCCAGUCCAACCCCCAAACCCGGCUCUGCCUCCACGACUGCCUCAACCUCCCCGGAUCCUACCGCUGCCUCUGCCCCCCCGGCUACCUGCUGCACGCCGACAGCAACACCUGUGAGGACGUGAAUGAGUGCGCCGGGAAGCAGCACAACUGCAGCCAGGGCGACCUCUGCAUCAACACCUUCGGGGGCCACCGCUGCGUGCGCCCCAAGUGCCCCCCGCCGCGCCACAACACCAGCUACGUCAAGACCUCCGCCUUCCAAUGCGAGAGGAACCCCUGCCCCAUGGAGAGCCAAGCCUGCCGCCUGGCCGCCACCUCCAUCUCCUUCCACUACCUGCCGCUCCAGGCCAACCGCACUGUGCCCCACGUCCUCUUCAAGAUGUCCACCACCCGCUUUGUGGGCGACAGCCUGCGCUUUGCCAUCACGGGCGGCCGGGGCCAGGGGGUCUUCACCGUGCGGCGCUCCGACCGGCAGACGGGAGAGCUGGUGCUCACCAGCCCCGUGGUGGGGCCGGCCACACUGGAGGUGGAGCUGGAGAUGAGCGAGUUCUCCCGCAAGGUCCUCCUGGGCAAGCACAUCUUCAAGGUCACAGCCUUCGUGUCCCCGUAUGAGUUUUGA